AUGGGCUUUUUCGGGAGACUAUUCGGGAGUAAUAAGAAGCAGGAUAAAUCGGCUCCGUCGAGUGACAGACGGAGGUGGAGCUUCACCACCAGAUCCUCUAAUCCGGCGUCGUCGAAUUCCAGCAAAAGACGUUCGCAUCCCGCGGCGGAGGAGGAAAACGCCGACAAGCAUGCAAUAGCCGUGGCGGCUGCGACGGCUGCUGUGGCGGAAGCUGCUCUAGCUGCUGCUCAUGCGGCGGCGGAAGUCGUUAGACUCACUAGUGGAACCGGCAGUAGAAGCGCCGGUGGAGGAGGGAGCAACCGCCGGUGGGCUCAGGAGUAUCUAGCGGCGGUGAAGAUUCAAUCCGCUUUCCGUGGUUAUCUGGCGAGGAGAGCAUUAAGAGCACUAAAGGCAUUAGUGAAGCUUCAAGCUUUAGUGAGAGGACACAUUGUGAGAAAACAAACCGCAGAUAUGCUUCGAAGGAUGCAGACUCUAGUUCGUCUCCAAGCUCAAGCUCGUGCUCGUGCCUCUCGUUCCUCUCACUCCUCUGUUUCAUUCCACUCCUCCACCGCUCUACUGUUCCCUUCUUCCUCUCCUUCUCCGCGUUCUCUCCACACGCGCUGCGUUUCAAACGCUGAGAUCAUCCCUAUGGACCACCGUGGCUCAAAACGUUUAGAUUGGCAGCAAGCCGAAGAAGACGACGACAAGAUCCUAGAAGUCGACACUUGGAAGCCUCAUCAUCAUCCAAAACGUUCAGAGAGAAACAACGAGUCUCCGAGGAAGAGACAGCAGUCUCUGUUGGCUCCGAGAAGCACAGAGAAUAGUCCUCAAGUUGGGUCUAGUGGCUCAAGGAGAAGAACACCGUUUACGCCAACGACAAGAAGCGAGUACUCUUGGGGAUGUAAUAACUAUUACUACUCGGGUUAUCACCCUAAUUACAUGGCUAACACCGAGUCUUACAAAGCUAAAGUACGGUCACAGAGCGCGCCUAAACAGAGGAUUGAGGUUCCUAAUGAGACUAGCGGCUACAAGAGAUCAGUCCAGGGACAGUAUUACUAUUGCACGGCGGUUGCGGAGCAGAGUUUGGACGUUGGAAGCCCUGGUUACUACGGAGGAGGAGCUUCUGACCGAUUGAAUCGAAACCAUAGCGAGAAAUCGAGGAUGCGUUCUUCGUAUCUUGUUUAG
Messenger RNA from Microthlaspi erraticum, 1164 nucleotides. The record is from the annotation of a GenBank genome assembly. Lineage: Eukaryota; Viridiplantae; Streptophyta; Magnoliopsida; Brassicales; Brassicaceae.